This is a messenger RNA of Elgaria multicarinata webbii, 5096 nucleotides long. It is a transcript of the gene UBXN2A, whose product is annotated as UBX domain protein 2A. The transcript has 7 exons. Gene Ontology annotation, molecular function: ubiquitin binding. Gene Ontology annotation, biological process: autophagosome assembly; Golgi organization; membrane fusion. Bases 71 to 850 code for a protein of 259 amino acids. Gene Ontology annotation, cellular component: nucleus; cytosol. The record is from RefSeq and is a predicted model, not a curated record. Lineage: Eukaryota; Metazoa; Chordata; Lepidosauria; Squamata; Anguidae.
CUGAAACAUCGCAGCGUGGCGCCGCCGCCGGACCCAGCUUCUUCCUUGCACCCGGGGCAGGUGAAGCAGGAUGCAAGAAGUCAACAACAUUGAAACUUUGAAACAAGAAUGGGUUUGCAAACCAAAAACUGAUGGCCAAAUUCAGAAUGGUACAGACCAGAAAAGUUGUGAUUUUUUCGUUGAUACCCUCUUUGAAGAAGCUCAGAAAGUUGGAGCUGUAUGCACUCAGCAGGGUAAAGUAAAAAAUCAAGCUGAUACAACUGUUACAUUAUGGAAAAAUGGGUUCACGGUGAAUGACGGUGAACUCCGAAGCUACACCGAUGUUGCAAACCAGCACUUCUUGGACUCAAUUAAAAAAGGGCAAUUACCUCUUGAAUUACAGAAGAUUUGUGAUAAAGAGGAGGUGAAUGUGAAGGUGGAUGAUAAGAAGGAUGAGGUGUACACUUUGAGGAAGCCAGUAUUUCAUCCUUUCUCUGGACAAGGACAUAGAUUAGGAAGUGCCACACCAAGAAUAAUUUCUAAAGCAGAAAGAGAAGUUGAUGAAAUGGAAAAGAGAAAACCAACAGUGGUGUUAAAUUAUUCGGAACCCAUCACUAGAGUCCAGAUCUGGUUUGCAGAUGGAAGAAGGAUAGUACAAAAAUUCAAUAUUUCGCAUAGAAUAAGCCAUGUCAGAGACUUCAUAACAAAUUACGAAGGACGUCAAGGAAGAAGCCCCUUCACACUGACCACAUCACUUCCUUUUCGGGAGUUGCUGAAUGAAUCUCUCACAUUGGAGCAAGCUAACUUAAAAAAUGCUGUUGUUGUCCAGAGACUUAAAAAAGAUACUGAGCCAUUCAGGAGUUUGUCCUAGCAUCCUACAUCAAGAUUGCAUGAGAGACAUCACGAUAGAGUUUCUUAGAGACGAGGGAGACAAUAUCCACCAAAUGGCUGCCCAAUUGGGUUUGUUUCACCAUGCCCAAUGGCGAUCUGUUAGUUGAAGUACUUUAGUCAAAACCAAAAAGAAAUUAAAAAGCAAUAUCUGUGGUGUGUUGUAUAACAUUUACAACGUUGCUUUGAAAGAGCAUAUGGGACGUGCUCUUUCAAAGUAUUACGAGUCUACUCCAAUGCAUUCUCUAAUUCUUUUUCAAAUAUAAAGCCUGGCUAAAAUGUAAAAGGCAAGCUGUCUUACUUAAGCUGUGUGUUCUAGAUAGUUCUAGAUGGACAUUCUAGUGAAAAUCCUAGGCUUCUUUUUUUGCACUUUAAGUGGGGGAAAAUGCACUUUACUUUGGUAAGUUCUAGUAUUUGAUUUCAUUUUUGCCUGGUACUAUAAUCCCAAAAUGCUUUAUUCUCUCAAUGUCACAAUACCAAAUUUAUGGCAAGCUUAUAUCAAUAUUUAAACCUAAAAACUAUGUUCAUACAGUUAACCUAUGAUUUGUUGUUCAAAUAUGUGAGCAACAUAUGAAUGGGGUCAUUUGUAGGUUGUUUACUCAAACUGGAAACAGCUUGCAUUAAUUAACCCAUGAUUUGCUGCUGUGACAUGUGAACUGCCCCUGUGUGGCCAGCAGCAAAUAGGAUAUUGACAGAUCUCUCCCACUGCCUUUCUCUAAGGCAUGGUUCGCACAUAAUGCUAACCCAUGGUAUGGGUUGUUGAAUUCGAAAUUAUUGUGAUGUGUGAAUGCAGCCACAUGAACAACCCACAAACAACCCAGAAAGAGGAAACUAUGCUUUGUUGUUGGGUUGUAAACCUAGGUUGUUUAAAUCAUGGAUUGUUACAUGCAAACCCAGAACUGUGGGUUGUUCAUAGAUUGUUUCGCCAUGCUACAGAGGUGGCAGGCAAGAAUGGCAAAAAACAAACAAACCAGCCACUCAACAUGCCAGUACUACAGCACCACAGAGGUAUUUGAGAUACAGGGAGGGAGUGCGUGAAGGAAGUGGAAAACCAACAACCCAGGGAUUGAGAAAAUUAAUGAUCAUAUGUUUGUUCGUCUACCAGACAAACCCUGGGUAAAGCAACAAACCAUAGGUUAAAUAAACAAUGGAUUAGUGUUACAUGCGAAUCAAGCUUCUGUCUUUAAUUCUAAUUUUAGAUAGAGUUAACAGGGGGAGGGAGUUGAGUUAUGCAACUAGGGGCAUUUUUUCCUUUUAUGUUUACCUCAAAAAUAAGGUCUUUCCUCCUCUUCCAUCCCCCAACCCCAUCCCUACCCUACGAAAGGCUCUGCACAAGGAGCUGUCACACUAGUUCCCAUCUUCUAGUUAUCUGAACAUUAGUCACAAACAAGUUAGAAUGCCACAUCAGGGAUUCACAAUCUGACUGAAGGGUUCAGGCCUACAGAGGCAAGGUAAUAAAGUCAGGCUUGGAGACCUGGAGUUUUUCUAUUGGGAGAGAGUAUCCCUGAGAGAAGUAGUUUCAUUUCUCUGGUUAACCUUCACUCCCUGGUUAUGUUUAAUUCCUUCAGGUUUGAAAUGAUACUUUCAGGUUUUGGGAGAAGAGGGGAUAAAAGAAGAGAGCCAAACAGAGAGGCAGAGCCAGGGAAACACCAGAGUAUGAGGAAGAAGCCGCAGAGAAAAGCCUAAAUAUAUAUAUAGGGUAACGGAGUUGCAUUUUGUACCAUGGAGCUGUAUUGACUAAAUACCUUUUAUUGUAAUUUGCUCAUUUUAAAAUAUUAGUAAAGUGUGUUAAACCUCAAGUGUCAGGUGUGCCAAUUACCCCACGUCUAUAGCCUAAAUCCCAUGUUACUGGGAAGAGGAAGGUGGGCAGAGAUCCUUAAGGAAUUGCUCAGGGGGUCCAAGACAUAGAAGGAACCCUGAUACGGACCCUUCAUGGGAAGUCAUUCCAUCUUCUUGGGGUGAUUGUAAUUAUGACACUGCUCUUAGCUGCUGACUAUUCCAGUUCCUGUAAUGGGAGAAAAUGGAACAGGGCUUCCAUUUCCCCAAGGGAAAGCAUUUGUAUUUUAGGCUGGGUAACCUGGAAUGCUGUAAAAACCAUGAAUAGAGAUUUAUAUUGCCUCUACAUUUUAAACACUCUUGAAGAAUGGACUAUUUAUUUAUUUAUUUGCACAUGGACACAUACACAGUAUGCACACUCCAAAUCUUGUUGUGUUUUUUAAUGAAUAAACACAUUGAGGUGUCAUUGCCAUUACACAAUGUUGUUAAUAUUCACAUCCUUGUAUAGAAAACAAGCUUGACAUUAUUUUUUCUAUACUUCUGUUAAAAAAUGAAUAGAAGAAAUUGUUGAAUUUCUGAUCAUUUUUCAUUUAUGAGCCAGUGUGGUUUAGUAGCUAAGGUCUUGGAUUGGGAGUCAGGAGAUCUGGGUUCUAGUCCCCACUUGGCCAUGGAAACCCACUGGGUGACUUUGGGCCAGUCACAGACACUUUAGCCCAACCUAACUCACAGGGUUGUUGUGAGGAUAACAUGGAGAGGAGGAAGAUUAUGUACACUGCCUUGGUUUCUUUGGAGGAAAAAAGGUGGGAUAUAAAUGUAAUAAAUAAAUAAAUUUAUCUUUGUUGUAAAUAUGAAAAUUCAUCGGUUUUACUGAUGUGAAUCAGUGGUGAGUUCCUGCCUUUAUGCUCCCACAGUGAAAGAGUUCUGUGUGAUAUUUACACCUGACAAAAUAUCACACCAGAUUAAUGCACUUUCCUAUUUCCAUGUAGGAUAUUUGGUCAUGUGUGAAUUAAACCUUGUGCAUGGAGAUAUUCACUUUACUUUAGUAACAAAAUGAAAUAUGCAUAAAGCUGCUAAACAGCAGUAUGCUGACCUGUGCGUGUGAUUGUUGAGUUGAUUCUUCAAUACACACACUUAACUGUCUUUGUGCAUUCAAUAAUCAUAUUGUAUGUUGAUUGUACCCUAUCAUUUGUACUGUUUUUUAAAGCUGCAUAUUUUUUUCUUAAAGCAUAGAGCAAUACAUAGUAUUAUCCAAUCUACUAACAUUGUCAGUAAUUAGGAAAUUUUGCUGUUUUUUUCUGUUCUUAGCUUUAGAUAGUACCAUGUGUAUUUCUCAAAGAAACCAAUCAUUGUGUCUUGUUUCCUGUAAAUCCAUUUUAAAAAAAAGUGCCUGCUAAUUUUUCACAUUUUUCACAUGAGAAGGCCUGCUUUUUUAUGUAUGAAAAGAAGAUGGGAUUGUUUCUCUAAAAAGCUGGGUAUUGAUAUCAAUAUCAAUUUGUGUACAACUGAAUCUGUUAGCUCUUUCGUUGUGUACCUAGGCAUUGAUUUUACCAAGGACGCCCAAUUUAGUAAUAGCAUCAACAUUAUUUUGUAAUAGCAUCAACAUUAUUUACAUUCAAACCCCCACACGCUGUAUGUUUUCAUGAUGUUCUAGUGUCAUACUUCUUUGAAUUUAGUGCCUUAAUAUACCAUCAUGCAGCAAAGUCAAAGUAUGAAAAAUAUUUUAAAUGGGUGUUUUUUCUAGAAGCUAGACAGUCAGCUUAGAUUAAAAUGCAAAAUGUAUUAUUUUAUUUCUUAAAAGUGGUUGAAAAGCAGCUUGACUUGAUGUUAUCAAGCAGCUUGAUAGUGCCAGAGAUCAGAAAAUGAGAUCAGAAAAUGAAUGGCAACACUCUCUGGGUAUACACAAUGCAGGCAUUCCUCUAUAACUAUAUUUCCCUAUUGGAGGAAACUAUGCUUAGUGUUUCACAUCUGUACUAGUAUUUGUGCAAACUAUGCAUAAUUAGUACAAACUUCCGUUUGCAGACCCACUUCUGACCAAUGUUAGGGUAACAAGAAGAUGGGAUGAACAAGUUGUUUAAAAAUUUUAAAGUUUGCAAUCAAGGAAUGCAAUGUGCAGUGCAAUCUACUAAGACAUGAGCCCCAUUGAGUUCAAAUGGGAUUUAGACGUAAAUGAACAUCGGACUGAAACCAUGACAUCCAGAUAUUUGAAGCCUGGAUAAUGGGGUUUAUUAUCAGAAGUACUAGUACUCGAAUCAUGUACAGACUGGAUAUGUUUAAAGAUUAAAUGAGAAUUAUUCAUGAUUUUAAGCGCAAGGUUUUGUUUUAUAACUAUUUUCAGUACAAUACUGAACUGGAAAGAUGAAGCACAGUGUUUAAAAGGGCAUAUUUGUAGGAUUAUUUGUAUUUAUUCAAAUUGAAGUUUGGAGAAAAUAUUAAAAGCACUGUUUGAACCUGAA